GUGGUGUACUGCAGUCCCCCGACCAGCCUUGCUCAAAAGCUCUUUUGCUCAUCUAAAACCCCUCCGCCGGUGUCGCCACCGAACACACAGCUCCUCUCGCCGGAUCGCUGCUUCUGACGUCUUUCCGUCGUAAUCUCUGGAUCUCCGGCGAGGUUUCCGGAAAUGGGGGCCAACCUAAAGGAAAAUGAGCUAGUUGAAGACGAAGAAGAGUAUGUCUUUCUUGAUCUCAGCGGUGUGUGUGGACAAACUGACAUCCCAGCUAAUGCUCCAUAUGUUCUCUCUGGUUUGGACACACUGAAUCCAGUCUUGGUUAUUGGCAACAAAUUGAAGCUGAUAGGAGAGUAUGAAGAAACAAUGGGUACAUGCUUUGUCUUCUCGGAAACUGUUGACUCCAAUCAGGCUUCAACCAAAGCAGUCAAGCCCAUUGCUCGCCUUCACAAAACUUUGAAGUUUAGAUUAUUACCUCAAGAUGACAAUCAGAAGUGAUGACUAAAGCAUCUGCCUAGAUCAAGUAGGCCCGCCAUGGAUGGUGUUUACUGUUGCAGCCUAAGGGUCCUGAGCUCUCGCCCCAGCAUGUAAAUAUGAUGUAAAAGAAAAGCAAUAGGGUCUUAAUAGGAGUAAUUUGAAAAGAACGGAGAAUGUCACAUUGACGUCUGAUUUUAUUUCAUAUAUAUAAAAAAUUUCAUAAAAAAAAAUUAUAAAAAGGGUGGACAGGAGAGGAAUUAUUCAAAUAGCAAUGAGGAAUUUCUUGUGACAUUGGAUCUAUUGUUUUUUAUUUUUAAAGCAAAUAUGAGUACUUGAUGAGAAAUGCACAGGCAGUUUGUGCCAGGUAAGAUUUAAAGA
Messenger RNA from Magnolia sinica, 843 nucleotides. RefSeq lists its product as uncharacterized. The record is from RefSeq and is a predicted model, not a curated record. Gene Ontology annotation, biological process: transcription by RNA polymerase III. The transcript is spliced from 5 exons. Gene Ontology annotation, cellular component: transcription factor TFIIIC complex. Bases 163 to 486 code for a protein of 107 amino acids. NCBI's taxonomy places the organism in Eukaryota, Viridiplantae, Streptophyta, Magnoliopsida, Magnoliales, Magnoliaceae.